AUGCCCACCGGUUCGAUCACUCUGGAUUCGCCCAUUCCUCCUCAUCUCGAUCUGGCCGGGGCGCCUUCGCAGCUCUUCCAAGUCCCUCCCUCGCCGUCAGCUUCAUCGGCGCUGUAUCGCUCUAUCGCCGUCCCGCCUCGCAAGAGGGCUCGUCCCAACCUCGACCAACGCUCUUCAUGGCUGCAAAUCGAUGGCGCCUCUAGCCCUACUGUCCCGUCGCUGAUCGGCCCCGACGACCUCCCGCACGGCGCCGAUGGUAUCGUCGACCUCGACUAUCGACCCAGCCGGUAUCGCGAGCCGGCCCAUCCAUUCCCUCUCGAUGCCAGCAUCGACUCUCUCAGCGAGGCCGGCGGUCUUCGUCGCAAACGCAGUCGGCGGGACCCUUCCCUGAUCGCUGCCUCUCCCACCGGCCCGGAUGAAAAGGGUAUUCCUCUGAACGUCACACUGGACCCCUCCGAUGCCGCACCCGUCCGCUGGAGCAAGGCUGUCCUGGGCGUGGUCGGAAAGGUAUGGGAUUUCUGCUGGUCCGGGGCGUUUCGGGGGUUCUACGCCGGCGGCGGUCGCGGAUACAACAUGAGCAGCGAGGAGGAUGCUCUCUCGCCCUCGUUCCCCUCCCCGGCCAGCGAGAAAGAAUCCCUGCCGGCCACUCCCACCGCCCAGUUCCGUCAGCGUCAGCGUCAGCGGGGACCAUCCACGCCUCUCCCCGGCGAGUAUCCCGACGAGGAUGAUCUACAGCGCAGCUGGGUGAUGGUUUCAGCCGGCAAGUCGUCCAGCCCGUCGUCCUCGCUCGCCACCAAUCGCAGCACCACUCCCCGGCGGGUUCCCCGCCGCACGACAACCGCCGCCCACCACGCCUCACGUCGGGGCCGCCCCCACAACAAGCGGGUGCUGACGUCGCAUGCGCCGUCGCUGCCGAGUCAACCCUACUUCUCCUCGCCGGCCAUGCCGCGAGAGAGUCCAGUGUCCGUGGACACGCAGCGCCAUAUGGCGGAGAUGCGUCGCAUGGAACGCGAGGGGAACGCCAGCAUGCGGAGGAUGGAGAAGAAGCUCGAGGCGCUGAUCCGCGAGGGUACCCAGGCGCUGGCUACACGCGUGGAGGUAACCGACUUGGACAUGGAAGAUUAA
Aspergillus aculeatus ATCC 16872 is the source of this 1125-nucleotide messenger RNA. RefSeq lists its product as uncharacterized. Lineage: Eukaryota; Fungi; Ascomycota; Eurotiomycetes; Eurotiales; Aspergillaceae. The record is from RefSeq and is a predicted model, not a curated record. The transcript has a single exon. The coding region runs from base 1 to 1125 and encodes 374 amino acids.